AGUUGGACUCGUUGGACUUCCGCAUUCAUUCCUCCCCAAGCCCUUCACACAACGCAUCCCGCAUCUGCAGCCGAACCAUACUUAUUAUACUACCGUUCGUGCGAACUGCACGUCUCACACAUAACCUCCUGAACACCCCGUGGACUAAUCGGUUAUCAAUUUCCCCAAGAUGCCUUCCGACAGAGACACGUUGAUUGAUAUGGGCUUCAGCACCGCUAAAGUGACAAAGGCGCUGCAGGUCACCAAGAAUGCUGGAUUACAGCCUGCUAUGGACUGGCUGUUCGCGCACACGGAAGAUCCCGACCCCACGCCUGAGGAGCUUGCCGCACCGUCCACUAGCGGAGGCGCAGGAGCGGGUGGGGACGCUGGAAACGACGACGAAGGCAUCAUCACAGCAGAGCAAGCCACAGCCCAGUCCCUGAAAUGCGACGACUGCGGUCGUCUCCUCCGCGACGCAACCGCGGCUGAGAUGCACGCGAUCAAGAGCGGGCACCAAAACUUUUCCGAGUCCACAGACGCCAUCAAGCCAUUGACCGAGGAGGAGAAAAAGGCAAAGUUGGCUGACAUCCAGGCGCGACUGGCUGAGAAGCGCGAACAGAAGCGGUUGGCGGAGAUUGAGGAGAACAAAGGGAAGGAGAAGAUUAGGCGAGCUACUGGGAAGGAGAUGACGGAGAUGAAGGAACGGUUAAAGGAGAAGGAGAUGCAGAAAGCGUUGGAAGCGAAGAAGAAGGAGAAGGAGGAUGAUCUUCGCGCUAAGGCGAGGAUUCGUGCCAAAAUUGAGGAAGACAAAAAGGAACGCGCUAGACAGGCGGAGGAAAGAAAGCUAGCCGCGCAAGGUAUUGCGCCCGCACCGCUAGCUCCUGCCAAACCCGCCGCCAUCGUUCAAACAGCUUCCGCAAGUCACACAGAGGCUCGUCUGCAGAUUCGCCUCCCAGAAGGUGCGCCCCUAACAAAAACCUUCAGCGCCGACGACACGCUUUCCGCCGUCUACGAUUUCGCCUCUCAGUCCCACCCCACAGGCAGUUUCAAGCUUGUCCAGACGUUCCCGCGCAAAGUGCUCGAUGGAUCCGACCGCCAGAAAACACUCAAGGAACUUAACCUUGUACCGAGCGCUGUGCUGGUGUUGCAAGGGUGACGGGAAGUCGCGUUGAGGCAAUGGAAGCCGGUGGCCGGUGGGAGCGUGGCAUGGAAGGCCACUACAGAACCCCCGGAGCGCCCGAUGUUGUAAGAUAAAUAGAGAGGAGCUAGGGAGGAUAGAAGAGAGCCAGAUCGGUGGCGACGGCAGUCUCU
Messenger RNA from Fimicolochytrium jonesii, 1290 nucleotides. Its product is annotated as ubiquitin-related domain-containing protein. The transcript has 6 exons. The record is from RefSeq and is a predicted model, not a curated record. NCBI's taxonomy places the organism in Eukaryota, Fungi, Chytridiomycota, Chytridiomycetes, Spizellomycetales, Powellomycetaceae. The coding region runs from base 170 to 1135 and encodes 321 amino acids. Gene Ontology annotation, molecular function: protein binding.